UUCAUGCAAUCUCUCACACUGCACAGCGGCCUAUCAUGGCGAGGAAUGUUUUCGUUCUAUGAUUUGCUAAUUCGCGAUUGCAUCGGGUAUUAUCUUGAUCGAUUACCGACCACAUAACGAAAGUGAUCCCGUCCGAAUUCUAGUAAAAAGCUCGACUCGAUUAAUUUGAAAAUCAUGGACACACAUGGCAUCACAAAUCAACUUCGAAGCGCUAUUCGCGCCAAACUCAAGGAGUUAAAAGUCCGAUAUGACGAGGAAUUACCGGAUUAUAUACUGGUCAUGGUAGCUAAUAAGAAAACACGUCAACAGAUGCACGAUGACUUAAAUUUGUUUUUGGAAGACUGCACGACCGAAUUUGUGGAAUGGCUGCACGAUCAAGUGCUGAAGAAACUACAGAAAGUUACGGUAGCAAAAAAGAAAUCUCGCGAGUUAGUGCCUAUGGUUGUGGUGAAGCAGGAGGAGGAGAGAAAGAAGAGAAAGGUAUCUGCAACUUCGUUUCUAGAAGAUCAAACAGCCGAGCAGGCUACAACGGAAAGACAUUCGGAUAAAAACAAGAAUGAGAAGCAACAACAAUCUGGACCGAAACAACAAACUUCAAGAUCUGUAUCUAAUCAAAAUUCAGAACAUAAGAAUACAGAGAAAAACACAAAGAUAAUAUAUGACAAAUAUAGAACAGAUGAAACGUUGCAAAACAGAAGUGAUUCUGUUUCUUCCAAGAAGCAGAAUAUUGCACAUGAUGACAAUAGGAUGGAAAUAGACGAGGAUGUGCACGAAGAUUCUGUUGCUAAAAUCACGGAUUUGCAACACAAUCAAAGUGAGACAUCUGGUAGGAGUAUGAAAAGAUCACUGGAUACAUCGAGCGCGGAGAAUCGUUACGACAGUGCGGAGAAAGAGGACAAUGCGAAGCGAUCAAAAACAUCCGAGGAAGAAAAAGAGGAUGCAACGUUAUUGUCAUCCUCGGACGCGUCAAAAAAACUCAAAUCCUGCGUAAACAAGCCAAAAAUCACAUCCGUUGUGUCGGUUAAAGAUCGGCUGGGUGUGGCGUCGCUAAGAAAGAAAUUUGAUUCUUACAGAGAAAAAGAAGACAGCGGUCGCUAUCACACGGAGAAACGAUUCGAAAAUUCCUAUCACCAUGAUAAUAAUCGUAACAGGAAUAGGAACUUUGAAGUGGACAAUCGCGGCUCCAGGCGAAAUCGCGACAACGAUCAUGACGAAAUGAACAAGAUCACCGACGCGAGAAGUCGGAUAGAAAGUAGCAAAAACGAAAGACUGAGCAAAAAUGCCGAGUUUCGGGAGAAGAGUCAGAGUUCGAGCACGAAAAUAGACACUACUGCAAAGAAGUCCGUGUGUACUAUUAAAAACCGUUUGGGCGUAGCGAACGUCGAUACCAAGAUGCAGAAACAGCCUGUCAAGCAGCAGGAACCCAUGGACUACAGGCACAACUCGAAAAGUUUUGAACAAAUAGGCAGCAGCAACAGUAACAGCAGCAAAAAUAUUAAGAAUAGACUAGGUCCGUUGAAAAACAAUUUCAAGCCGGUACAGAAUAAAAAGCAAUCCCGCAGUAGCGACGAAUACGAAUCUCCGAAUUUCAAUACCGAGGAGAAGAUGGGAGAGGAGGAUGAGCUAAAUAGUCAUGAGGAAUUGCGAACAGGUCCUGUGAAGUCGCACAUAGUCGCGAUAAAUAGAUCUGCAACCGAAGUUCGGCCCGGUUCCGUAGCGAAGAUUGAGAAAAAACGUCCGAGAAUGUUGGAUGAAGUUUCUUCAAGUACAACUCAACAUUUUAAGUCUUACUUAAAUAAAACGAAAAAAGAAACAUCUAGUGACUUGGACAAAGAUGUUGAAGACACAAAACUUCCGAGCAAAGUGAUCGUCGCACCAAGACCUUUAAAGCCGUUGCAGCCUUUACAAAAGCGCGCUACGCAAUCACUUUUGUUGAGAGCGGUUGCCGAGGCGAAUCAGUCUGUUGUCGCACAAAAGAAUCCGGAACCGUCUCUGGUGGGCAAGAAGCCGAUCUUAAAGCCUGCUCUGGCUCGUGGUGUAAGUCAAAACUUAUCGAUACUCGUCGGUAAUUCUAAUAAGAGACUAGUUAUGGAAAAGAUCCAAGUUGAAUUAAAUACGGUAGAUAAUCAGGAAGCUGAAGACGUCGAGCCGGAGCCUUAUGUACCUCAGGCGGUAAACGCGGUAACGGAUGACCAUAUGGGAGUUGUGAUGUCAUUAUUCCAAAGAAACGACAACAAUCAAAAAUUUCUAGUAACACUUAACGGAUACAGUAAUAAUCCAGCAAAAGAGAAAAUUGCUCCUGAAGAGGAUGAAGAACGAUUGGAGAUGGAGGUGAACGAGGAUGAGCUUGCGCUUUUGACGACGCAAAGCGAAACUUACGUCGCGGCGACACAGAGCCAAAUAGAUAGUAAUGCAUUGAGAAUAACAACGGACACCACGCAGGACGAUGUGAUGAUCACAUGUCCGAAAGAAACAAACGGAGAGGAGAACAAUGAGAAUUGCAACACGGAAAACAUGGAUAAGACUGACGAGGCGCCACGAAGACGGAGAAAAUUGAGCCCCAUAGUGUACAACAGAUCUCAUUCCCCGAGCCCUGCACCAUUGAAACCCGAUACCGUGUCAUUGGUAACCCUCAAAAAUGCAGACAAAAAACUGUUGGUGGAAAACACUGUUCCGACGCUUUUAGACAAGUCCAAAGAGAAGUGUAAAUACUGGCCAAAUUGUACAUCAGGGAACAAGUGCGCGUACUUUCAUCCUAUGUGCAGUGCCUUCCCGGCAUGUAAGUUUGGAGACAAAUGUGCCUAUAAACAUCCCAAGUGCAAAUUCGGUUUGUCCUGUACCAAAUUGAGCUGCGUGUUUUCUCAUCCCACUCGUGACCACGCACCACAGCAAUGCAAAUAUUAUCCGUUGUGCAAAAAAAAAGGAUGUCCGUAUUUCCAUCCUACAACUUCCAUUCCCACAGCAGAAGCGACAAGCCAACGGGCGAAGUUCACUUGGCGGCGACAAGAAUGAACGGACUUGCGAAUGUACAAAACUCCGAACGCACGUUGCUUUAAAUCUCAGACCGAAGUUUCGAAUUUUAUUGUUAUUACUUUGUAUAUAGAUUGAUGAGCGAAGACUAUAUACUUUACGUGAGUUUCAGAUGGCGUAAGUUUAAAAUAUCGUAUUAUGUAGGAACGAUACUAAACUUUACGGUUAUGCAUAA
Molecule: messenger RNA, 3205 nt
Organism: Pseudomyrmex gracilis
Lineage: Eukaryota; Metazoa; Arthropoda; Insecta; Hymenoptera; Formicidae
Gene: Nab2
Product: zinc finger CCCH domain-containing protein 14
Exons: 7
Coding region: 175-3012 (945 amino acids)
Biological process (GO): regulation of mRNA stability
Cellular component (GO): nucleus; cytoplasm
Molecular function (GO): poly(A) binding; metal ion binding
Source: RefSeq, a predicted model, not a curated record